AUUCAAACACCACCGACUAGGAGGCCCGCGCGAUGCCCUCCGCCCUAAAGCCCUCCACCACAACCAGCGCCGGCGGUGACCAUGGCGGCGGCGACGAAAAAUCGAAGGACACCCCAGUGGCUGCGAAGACCAUCGGUUUCCUGGUUGUCUUUGGCAUCGCCGCGAGCAUCGCCAAGGCCCUUUUGACGAAGCCGAACCCUCAUCCCCAGCGGCCUCGAGGCCCCCGCAUGGGCUUCUCCAAUAGAGCGGUCUCCGGCGACGGAUGGGACGAUGGGCCCUCCUCGGCUCGGAAAGUGGUGAUAGCAAAGGGGGACACGCUUUGGGGUCUGUCCAAAACAUAUGGGGUCACCGUCGAUGCGAUCAGGGAAGCAAAUGGGAUCACCGGAAACAAGAUCUACGCCGGAAAGAAGCUGAUCAUCCCCUGACUGACCUCAAUCUCUCUGUUUCGGUGACCUCUUUAACCUCCUCUUCUUUUAGCUUCGUAGUUGGUUUUAUGCUCGAGUAGAUGCAGCCCAUGUUUGUUGUUGUAUUGGUGAACUGUACUACUACUACUACUCCAACAUGAUUCUAUGACUGCUUGUGAGAGAAAGAAGUAGCGAUCCAUAAGACUCGUUGAAGUUGAGAACAAGGAAUUAGGUUAGUUAAUUAAGCACUUCAGCUGAGAAGUAGACUGGAAUCUCUAUUGUGGAUUAAUUGCUUUGGAACUGUUUGAUCUGUAGAAUCUCAGGGAAAUGCUGCAGCAGCAUGUUUGGUGUAUCUAAGAUGUAGUCCAUGACUAACAUUGUUUUGUUUUAUUUUGAGGUAACAUCAAACAGAUAAUGUUUCCCUUGGUUUAGAUCUCAUCA
Molecule: messenger RNA, 845 nt
Organism: Musa acuminata subsp. malaccensis (wild Malaysian banana)
Lineage: Eukaryota; Viridiplantae; Streptophyta; Magnoliopsida; Zingiberales; Musaceae
Source: RefSeq, a predicted model, not a curated record